UCGACCCCUCCUCCUCCUCUUCCUCCUCCUCCUCCGCCGCCGCCGCCGCCGCCGCCCCCCGCCGGAACCCUAGCAGGUCCCUUCAUCUCCAAAUUACUCGCUGCUUCCUCAGGAAAAUGGCCAACAAUGAGACCGCGAAUGAGCAAGCGAUAGCAAACAUGUACGCUGCGAUGCGCUCGGAGAUCAACCAACUGUACUCGAAAAUCACCGAGCUGGAGAUGGAGGUCAGCGAGCACGCUCUCGUGAUCGGCGCGAUCCAGCCGCUGGAUCCGUCGAGGCGGUGCUACCGGAUGGUCGGGGGCGUCCUGGUCGAGCGGACGAUCAGAGAAGUCCUCCCCGCAGUCCAGCGCAACAGAGAGGGGCUCCAGGAGGUCAUCGCUCGGCUCAACGAGGCGCUCGAGCGGAAGAAGCGGGAGGUCGCGGAGUUCGAGGCGAAGUAUAAGAUCAAGAUCAAGAGGGGGCCUGAUGGCAACGAGGCGAAGGAUGAGGGCGAGACGCGAGAGGGUUCGGCUCAGGGUGUUCUUGUAGGUCCAGCUGGUGGUGGGCAGGAACCCUAAUUUUUCUUUUUUUCUUUCCCCCUACUUUUUACGCGACGGACGGCGCAGAGUUGUUGUUGAGUUCAUGGUUUUUUGUUUCUUCUUCUUUCAGGAUCUUCAUGCUAUGCUUUAGUUUAGCAAAGUCUUUUGCUUCUCUGCAGAAUUUCUGAAAGACUGCCACCAUGUAAACUACUUGUCAGUCAUGUAAAACCUGUUAUGAGAACAUCUCAAAGCGGAUGGACGGUGCGUUCGGUGUGUUCAUAUUUUAUUUACUUAUAAAUAUUUUCUAAGUUGUUCUUGUGA
Molecule: messenger RNA, 839 nt
Organism: Ananas comosus (pineapple)
Lineage: Eukaryota; Viridiplantae; Streptophyta; Magnoliopsida; Poales; Bromeliaceae
Product: probable prefoldin subunit 2
Exons: 2
Coding region: 117-557 (146 amino acids)
Biological process (GO): protein folding
Cellular component (GO): prefoldin complex; cytoplasm
Molecular function (GO): protein folding chaperone
Source: RefSeq, a predicted model, not a curated record